Messenger RNA from Medicago truncatula (barrel medic), 1321 nucleotides. RefSeq lists its product as uncharacterized. NCBI's taxonomy places the organism in Eukaryota, Viridiplantae, Streptophyta, Magnoliopsida, Fabales, Fabaceae. Gene Ontology annotation, cellular component: mitochondrion. The coding region runs from base 209 to 820 and encodes 203 amino acids. The record is from RefSeq and is a predicted model, not a curated record. The transcript has 5 exons. Gene Ontology annotation, biological process: mitochondrial respiratory chain complex I assembly.
UUGAUCCUAAAAUUCCUGAAAGAAAAGGAAAAAAAAAAAUAACUACAACGCUCGGCAACAGAGUCCGUGACUGAGAAAGAUUCCACGGCGGUGCAAGUGUAAUCGUCGGAGCCCACCACCAUACACACCGAAUCAUUUUCUUAGAUCGAUUUCCCCUUCCCUAUUCAAAUCUCAUUUCCAGUCGGUGGAUUUUGCCUCGCCUCCAACAAUGGAAGCCACUGACAACUCAUCAGAAUCCACCGUCUCAAAUGAUUCUCAAAGAUUACCUGGGAUGGUUAAUUGGGGACCACCAACUGUUAUUUCCGUAUUUGCAGGCAUGUUAUAUGGUGGUAGCAGGGAGGCUUCUUCUUCUGUUAGCAAGGAUGCAGAAGUGAUGUUGAAACUUGGGAGCACAGAAGACAAACGAGCACAAUAUCGAUUGAUGAGAGAUGCAAUGGAGAAACGGUUCAUUCGAGUUACACGAGGCGCACUAGUUGGAGGGGUACGACUUGGAAUGUUCACUGCUGCAUUUUAUAACAUACAAAAUCUGCUUGCAGAGAAGCGAGGUGUGCAUGAUGUUUUCAAUGUUGUGGGAGCUGGAUCAGCCACUGCUUCAGCUUUUGGUUUAAUAAUGCCAGGAUCGUUCCGUUGGCGAGCAAGGAAUAUGGCACUAGGAUCAGUACUGGGAGCAGCAUUUUGUUUUCCUCUGGGUUGGAUCCAUUUGAAGAUGGUAGAAAUAGCUAAUGAAGAGAAUCUGGCUGCACAUUCAGAUCAGAGAGAAGUAAAGGGCGGUGUUAGUGCUGCAAUUGAGAGACUUGAAGAAAAUUUAAACAAAAAAUAAAAGAAAGCUGUUGUUAGGUGUGAUAUCAUACCCCUCGAUCCCCUUAUCAUUUUUAUUUUCUCAGAGAAGGGGUAAUCAUGUGUUGGAAAUGAGGAAAGCACUUCAAACGUUACUCAUGAAUAUCAACACCUUCAUAGGAAAACUAGUGCUAAUUCAGUUAUUUAGCGUUAGGUUUUUACAGUUGAGAUUACUCGCCCAUCUGUUAUUUUGCUAGCACGUUUUAAGUCUUGGUCGUACAAGUAGUAUACAUAUUUUUAGAGUGCAGCUGUUUUUUGAUUUCAUAUAUUCUUAUGGCCCACAGCCAAAACGAGAAGGAAAUCAAUGCACUCUAAGGGCAUUUGAAAGAAGCUUGAUUGGGUUUAUGCUAUACUUUUGUAAUCUAAACACUUGUGUAACAGGUGUGCUUGAAAGAGCUUAUGGUAUCAAGAAUAAACGUAAAUGUAGAGGUUAUGUGAAAUUUUUCUUCGAACAACUUAUACAUAAACACUUAUUAACUAGCAA